This is a messenger RNA of Prorocentrum cordatum, 537 nucleotides long. Lineage: Eukaryota; Dinophyceae; Prorocentrales; Prorocentraceae. The record is from the annotation of a GenBank genome assembly.
AUGCUACUGUCUGGGCAUGCAUGGUGCACGACGUUUGUUUUCCAAGUCCUGCCAGCAACCAGCUUGAUUACAUCUGCAAGUGUUGCCUGGGCUAUGUUUCUGGAUGGCCCGCAUACCACGGGUAUGUCAUCGCAGGGUGUCCUCCUGCUGCUGCCCGUCCUCCCCUUUCACCUCCCGCUCUCCCUUGGCUGCCGGUGCUCCUCCUCUUGGCUCGACUGGCACAACUCCGAUCUGUCGGGAGCACCCCAGCGCGGGCAGACAACGAGCGAGGCUGGGCUAUUGGCCGGCCUCGCCUCGAAGCUGCGCAUGGAAAGAGCACGCGCUUGCGGCGCGUGCCAGUGGGGACUGGGCACCGACAGGCGCAGCCGUGUCGGCCUCAUCGUCCCGUGGGCAUCUUGCGCCGAGACGGUCUUGGAGGAGGACGAGGUGGAGCAGCAGCAUGUUUCCCCGCGAGCGUCCCACCUUCCACGAUGGAGCAGCGGUCACACCCAUUUCAGGAGUUCCGCCGCAACAUGGGAGCCAGGAGCCAGGACUUGA